Messenger RNA from Belonocnema kinseyi, 2779 nucleotides. RefSeq names its product synaptic vesicle glycoprotein 2B-like. Bases 402 to 2051 code for a protein of 549 amino acids. The record is from RefSeq and is a predicted model, not a curated record. Gene Ontology annotation, molecular function: transmembrane transporter activity. Gene Ontology annotation, cellular component: membrane. Gene Ontology annotation, biological process: transmembrane transport. Lineage: Eukaryota; Metazoa; Arthropoda; Insecta; Hymenoptera; Cynipidae. The transcript has 12 exons.
GGUGUGCCUACGAUUAUGAUCAGUGACUAUCUGCUUGUCGCUCAGCAAAAUGCGAGUCAAUCGAGGAAGCAGUUUUUCUUAGACGUCCACCGAGUAGCGACGCGAUUUCUUCAUUUUCCUUAACAAUUUCGAAAAUAAUUAUUAAAAAUAAAUAGAGAUAGAAAUAAAUGAUAAGAAUAUAAAUUCCACAAAAAAAGAAGAAUUGUCGUAACGACUUGUGAAUCGAGUCGGUAAUACAUUUUGGCAAGGUAUCAAAAUUCAAAAGAGACAAUUAUAGCAGUGUUUGAACCUCGCAUCUAGAGUCAAGAGUAAAGCAUUACACACCGUGUCUACAAUUAUUAUCGUUUUAGUUUGACUCCACGUGGUAUAAGUUUUACUUAAAAAUCAAGUGAAUUUCGGAUAUGGUAUCUGGCAAAUGGAAAGAUGGAAACGGUCCCUGGGUAAUUGCUGAUCGUGGAAGGCUCGAUGAACCAGCUGAUUACGAGAAGGCAAUUUCCGCAACCGGUUAUGGAAUCUUCAACAUUUUGCUGCUAUUGGCUGUUUUGCCGGCUGGAUGGUCGGCUGUUUUUGACACAACAAGUCCAGCCUUCAUUUUACCUGCAGUCGAGUGCCUUUUUGAACUCACCCUUUUUCGUAAGGGUGUCUUCGUAUCGAUUGUAUACGUAGGAAUAAUAGUAGCAGGAGUCCUAUGGGACUUUCUUCUUCAGGACUCAAUGACAAAUCAUUUUGGAAAGCGAAAUUUGCUUCUGCUAGGAUUAUUGUUGGACUCAGUUUGUAACGUUGGGAGCGCUUUCGUUGACUCCUAUUACGUUUUUCUGCUACUGAAGUUUAUCAGUGGUCUGAUAGUUGGUGGUCCACAUACACUUUUGAUACCAUAUUUAACUGAAUUCCAUUCUACAAAAUAUCAAGCCCAGUUUACCAAAUGGGCAGGACUAGCAUUCGCUUUUUCAUACAUCAUCCCAGCAGCACUAGCAUUCAACGUCUUGCCAUACGACUCGCCAUUUUCAUUCAGAAUUUUCAAUCAAGUUUUCGUCACAUGGCAAGUUUAUCUGUUAAUUUGCUCAAUUCCAUCAGUUUUGGGUCUCAUAAUAUUGUGCUUUACACCAGAAAGCCCAAAAGUGAUGAUGGCUGAUGGUCGUCUCCAAGAAGCUUUAACUUCCUUCAAGAGAAUUUACUCCAUGAAUAAACUGAGAUCUCGUAACUCAUACCCGGUCAAAGAAUUGCAGCUGAAGCAAGGACAAGGAAUUCAAAAAAGAGAAUACAACUCUGGUAGUAAGGAAAAAAUACAAGAUGGAUGGUCCAAAAUCAAAACACUUUUCACAACGCCUUAUUUAUUACCGAUGUCUAUCAUUAUUUUUCUUCAGUUCGGAAGCAUGUUUGGGUUAAACACGAUGAGAUUGUGGGUGCCGCAGCUUUUCAUCAUGCUGAACAAUUUUGGCAGGAAAUUUCGUUCUGUAUAUCCAUCAAACAAGACACUUACCAUGUGCGAAAUGCUGGUCCCAUCUAAAUUGCAAAUUCCCAAUUUUAGUCAAAAUUACAGUAUACAUGCGGAUACUUGCAUCCCGUCACACAUAGAGGCUGCAGUGUACAUCAAUUCCACAAUUAUUGCAUCCUCCACAGUCGGGUUUGCCUUCCUCGUUGGAUUUAUAAUCACCACUCAAACGAGGAAAGAUUCUUUAUUGCUCCUGAUGUUUAUAAUAUCCAUAACAUGCAGCUUUGGAGUAAAUUGGGCUCAAGUAGUGCCAUAUAUGUUGGUAUUAUCAGCUACCAUAGUCGUCACGAUGAGAAUUGCUGGUAACAUUAUCAUCGCAGUAAAUGCGGAAGUCAUUCCAGCAUCAUUGAGAUCCACCGCAGUCAGCAUUGUCAAUCUGUUCGGGAAUUUCGCGGUUGUGGUUGGCAAUUUUGCAUUUUCGAGCAUCCUCAAUGCAGAAUGCGUCGCUGCAUUCAUGUGCAUGGGAUGCUUGCUCUUUGUUUGCGCCAUUUUAGUAUUCUUUCUACCGAGGCCUUUGCCAACUGGCAGUCCAUCCAAUCGUGAAGUAGGAAAGUACUAAACCAGAAAAAGAAUAGUAAGCUGGUUUUACUUUUUUUACAAUAAAGCAGACAAUUUAUUUUUGAGAAAAAAAUCAAUGUGAUUUUGAUAUAAAUGUGAAAACCACUUAUAUAAGUAUACUUAUUUAAGUAUCAAUUCGAUCGUAAAUAAAAGAGUUGUAUUAUAAGGAUUCAAAUUCAAGUUUAAACGCAAAUAUUUUGUUUAAAAAAAGAGUUUUUCUAUACAAACGGAUUUAUAUUAAAUGUAUGCCUCUUCGAAAAGAGACACUAUAUAGUAUGAAAAACGGUUCUGUCUGAUUGAGACAUCGAUGAAAAGUAAUUGGGAACUUCAUAAAUUCGUUUAAAAUCCGCGAGUGGCUGCUAUGUAUCACUCGUUGUGGAAAGAGCUCAGAUAUAAUUUGGUGGCUGUGAAUAAAUUCGUGUUUCAUGCUAGGAACGAUGGGCACUGAAACGAUAUAAAAUUGUUUAUCGAAAAAUUGCACUGUUUACGAAAAGAGGUAUUGAAUUGUGACACGUUACGAAAAAAAUAUUCCUACAUUCCGUACGAGUGGAAAUUUAUUAAAUUCAGGAAUUUUAUCUGUUAAGGCGUUUUUAAUGUCAAUUGAAGUUUGAAAAGAGUUUAUAAUAAAACACUGUUGUCUUUUUAUAUUUUUCUUUUUUUUAUUUGUUCAGAAAGAUUUUUUUUCCUCUGCGUUUAAAAUUGAAAGCAGAUAAAUGAUUGCAAAAAUAG